AUGUCUAGUGAUUCGCAGUCAACUAGGGCGAUCCUCGUGACUGGUGCAACCGGCAAGCAAGGCGGCGCCGUCAUCAAUGCACUGCUAGAGUCAGAAACUGGCAGCUCUUACAAAAUCAUCGCCGUUACUCGGAAUAUUGCUUCUUCCAAAGCCAAAAGCUUAGCAUCGCGUGGGGUCAUCGUCGUUCAAGGCGAUCUCAACGACGUUCCUGCUAUCUUCUCCGACGCCAAAGCAGCUUUGAGCUCCUCAAAUACCGAGAUUUGGGGCGUGUUUAGUGUGCAAACGGCCAUCGGCAAGGGAGCAUCGGCAGAGCUCGAAGAAGCCCAAGGCAAGGCGCUAGUCGAUGCGGCUCUAUCCAACAAUGUCAAAUUCUUCACAUACAGCUCCAUAGACCGAGGUGGAGACGGCUCAUACGAUAACUACGUCCCUAGUGUAUCUCACUUCGUCAGCAAAUAUCGCAUCGAACAUCACCUAGUCGAAAAGGCACAUGGCAAGAUGGACUGGACCAUCCUUCGACCUGUUGCAUUUAUGGAAAACAUGGAGCCUGGAAUGGGUAUCAAGAUCAUGGCUACAUCGUGGCGAGUCGCGGUUAAGGAGAAGCCUCUUCAGCUGGUUUCGGUCAAGGAUGUAGGGCGAGCCGCCGCGAAAGCAUUCCUCCAACCCCAAGACUUCGCCGGCAGGGAGAUUCCCUUGGCUGGCGACGAGCUUACGCUGGAAGCUGCUAGUGCCAUCUUCAAGUCUAGGAAGGGGACAGAAAUCCCAGAGACGUUCCAGUUUCUGGUCAGAUUCCUGCAUUGGAUGAUCCCCGAGUUUGGUGCAAUGUACAGAUGGUUUUACACUGAUGGCUUUGGGAUCGAUAUCGCAGCCGCGAAGCGAGAGAAUCCAGGGGUGCUGGAUUUUGGUUCUUGGGUUGAGGAAGAAUACGAUCAGGAUGGGAAGCGAGUCUGA
This is a messenger RNA of Colletotrichum fioriniae, 948 nucleotides long. Lineage: Eukaryota; Fungi; Ascomycota; Sordariomycetes; Glomerellales; Glomerellaceae. The record is from RefSeq and is a predicted model, not a curated record.